CGUGAGCGAAGCGUUUGUUCCGGGCAGCAGCGUGUUUGCAGUUUUGCUGCAAAAAUUAAAAGCCAGUAACGUCUGUUGUUGGCCUCGACAUGGUGAAAUUAUCCGCGGAGCUAAUUGAGCAGGCUGCUCAGUAUACCAACCCCGUGAGAGACAGGGAGCUGGAUUUACGAGGUUAUAAAAUCCCAGUGCUUGAAAAUCUUGGAGCAACACUGGACCAGUUUGACACUAUAGAUUUCUCUGAUAAUGAAGUCAGAAAACUGGAUGGCUUCCCUCUGCUCAAAAGACUGAAAACACUUCUAAUGAACAACAACAGGAUUUGUCGCAUAGGUGAGAAUCUGGAGCAGUCUCUGCCAGGUCUGACAGAACUGGUCCUCACAAACAACAACAUUCAGGAGCUCGGUGACCUGGACCCACUGGCCUCGGUGAAGACAUUGAACCUUCUCAGCCUGUUAAGGAAUCCAGUGACAAACAAGAAGCAUUACAGGCUCUAUGUCAUCAGCAAAAUCCCACAGAUCCGUGUGCUUGACUUCCAGAAGGUGAAGCUCAAGGAACGCCAGGAGGCGGAGAAAAUGUUCAAAGGCAAACGAGGUGCUCAACUUGCAAAGGAUAUUGCCAGGCGAACAAAAACAUUCACUCCUGGAGUGGCAGCACAGCUUGAGAAGAAGAGGACGGGGCCGUCACAAGCAGACGUGGAAGCUGUCAAGAAUGCCAUCGCCAACGCUUCAUCACUGGCAGAGGUGGAGAGGUUGAAAGGGAUGCUGCAGGCCGGUCAGAUCCCAGGCAGAGAUCUCAGACAAGGUCCAGCUGGGAUGGUGGAGGAGGAGGAGGAAGAAGAAGAGGAAGAUGCUGAACAGAUGGCAGCACACAUGGGUGGAGAUGCUGGAGAGGAGAUGAAUGAGGGAGAUCAAGAAGAGGAGGAUGAAGAUAUGGAAGAAGAGCCACAUGUUAAUGGCUCCUGAGUACCCUGAAAGCAUUUUCGUUGUUGUUUCCAUGUUGUUUAAUUUCUUGUGUUGCAUAUACAAUUACCAGGGCUGUUUUUUUAUUUUGUAAAUUGACACACAUUAAACAGAUUUUUUUUCUUA
Seriola dumerili (greater amberjack) is the source of this 1082-nucleotide messenger RNA. RefSeq names its product small nuclear ribonucleoprotein polypeptide A' (gene snrpa1). Gene Ontology annotation, molecular function: protein binding; U2 snRNA binding. Gene Ontology annotation, biological process: mRNA splicing, via spliceosome. Gene Ontology annotation, cellular component: U2 snRNP. The transcript has 9 exons. Bases 90 to 959 code for a protein of 289 amino acids. The record is from RefSeq and is a predicted model, not a curated record. NCBI's taxonomy places the organism in Eukaryota, Metazoa, Chordata, Actinopteri, Carangiformes, Carangidae.